Messenger RNA from Brassica rapa (field mustard), 931 nucleotides. RefSeq names its product oleosin-B2. NCBI's taxonomy places the organism in Eukaryota, Viridiplantae, Streptophyta, Magnoliopsida, Brassicales, Brassicaceae. Gene Ontology annotation, cellular component: monolayer-surrounded lipid storage body; extracellular region; membrane. The record is from RefSeq and is a predicted model, not a curated record. Gene Ontology annotation, biological process: lipid storage; sexual reproduction.
AUCUAUCUCUUCCCACCUCUACCAAUGAACAACCAUCCAAUCUGAGAAUAUGAGCGAAGAACUCGUUCAACACGAAUCUCAUUCUCAGGCAUCGAUAUUUAGCCGUUUUUUCAGAAUGUUCUCUUUUAUCUUCCCAUUGCUGAACGUUAUAAAGCUUAUUAUAGCUUCCGUGACCUCCUUAGUCUGCUUAGCGUUUUCUUGUGUGGCACUCGGUGGUUCAGCCGUGGCAUUAAUCGUAUCCACACCACUUUUCAUCAUGUUUAGUCCAAUUCUCGUACCCGCUACUAUUGCCACUACCCUCCUAGCCAGUGGGCUCAUGGCCGGUACCACCCUCGGACUGACCGGCAUAGGUCUCAUCAUGGGGCUCGUUAGGACUGCAGGAGGAGUUUCAUUGCUCCAAUCACCAUUAAGAAAAAUCAUAGUAAAUAGAAUUAAAGCAAGACUUGGGGGUGGCGGUGGCGGUUCACGUCUGGCGAGGCUCAAAAAAAUCCUGGGAUUAUUAAACAAGCUCCGUGGUAUGGGUGCAGGUGGAGCUGCUGCCCCUGCGGCUGAACCUGCCCCUGCGGCUGAAGCUGCACCUGCGGCUGAAGCUGCACCUGCGGCUGCACCUGCAGCUGCACCUGCGGCUGCACCCUAAUUACUUUAAGAAUUUAUGACUCGUAAACUAAAAGGAAAAUAACUUUUUUACUAUGUUUUAUGUAAUAAAUUGUUUCUGUAGUAAAAAAAUAAAAAUAUUAUGUGUAAUGUUUAAUUUGCUUAGAAUUAUAAAAGACUGAUACAUAAUUGACUGGAAAAAUAAUGUUAACCAUGUACUGUCCAUGCACUACAUAGAUUUAAAAUUAGUAUAAUAAAAUAUGUAAUAAUUUAUUACAUACUGGUGAAAGAUUGUCAAUGCGCUAUGUAUGUAAUAAUUAGUAUAACAGUUUGCUUU